Perca fluviatilis (European perch) is the source of this 3739-nucleotide messenger RNA. RefSeq names its product pyridoxal-dependent decarboxylase domain containing 1 (gene pdxdc1). NCBI's taxonomy places the organism in Eukaryota, Metazoa, Chordata, Actinopteri, Perciformes, Percidae. Gene Ontology annotation, biological process: carboxylic acid metabolic process. Gene Ontology annotation, molecular function: pyridoxal phosphate binding; carbon-carbon lyase activity. Gene Ontology annotation, cellular component: intracellular membrane-bounded organelle. The coding region runs from base 16 to 2217 and encodes 733 amino acids. The record is from RefSeq and is a predicted model, not a curated record. The transcript has 21 exons.
CCAAGCCAACACAGGAUGCAGAAUGUGGGGGAACAGGGUCACAUGGCCCUGCUGGGUCACAGCCUGGCAGCAUACAUCUCUGUGUUGGACCGAGAGAGGCUGCGGAAGCUGACCACUCGGAUCCUGUCUGACACCACACUGUGGCUCUGCAGACUGUUCAGGUAUGAGAACGGUUCAGCCUACUUCCAUGAGGAUGACAGGGACGGCCUGGUCAAAGUGUGUCGGCUGGUCAUUAAUGCCCGUUAUGAAGAAUAUGCUUCUGAGGGCUAUGCAGUCCUCAGCUCCAAACAGCCAGUCAUCUACCAGAGUGCCUCGGGCCGGCCGGGCCUGGGACAGCAUCUGUGCAGCCAGCUCGGCCUGCCUCUCUCCAGUCUGUGCACAGUCCCGUGCAACACCAUCUUUGGAUCCCAACACCAAAUGGACGUGGCCCUGUUGGACACACUGAUCAAAGAGGACAUAGAAGCUGGGAAGCUUCCUCUGCUGUUGAUCGUCAACGCAGGAACCCCUGGGGCAGGACAUACUGACAAGCUGGCUCGUCUGAAGGACGUGUGUGAUCAGUACAACAUGUGGCUCCAUGUGGAGGGGGUCAACCUGGCAACUCUGGCACUGGCUCAGGUCACCUCUGCUAUCAUGGCAGCCACCAGAAGUGACAGCAUGACACUGACACCAGGUCAGUGGCUGGGACUGCCUGCUGUCACUGCUGUCACCCUCUACAGACAUGAAGACCCAGCACUGUCUCUGGCAGCAGGUUUGACGUGCAGCCAGCCGGUGGCCAGGCUGCGUGCGCUGCCUCUCUGGCUCUCCCUGCAGUACCUCGGCCACAAUGGAAUCGUCCAAAAGAUCAGACAUGCCACCGCACUGAGCCAGCAGCUCCUGCAGAAGCUAAAAGCUAUGACCUCCAUCAAAACAUCGGGCGUGGUGUCGCCGAUCCCGCCCAUCUCCGGGGCUUCACUGCGGGACGUUCUGGGCUCUCUCUUGCUCUCUAUUGUGGAGGAUGAACUCAGCUCGCCUGUGGUGCUAUUUAAGUUUUCCCAGGAAACGAGUGCUGCGUCCAGUGGGGGUUCAGUGGAAGGUUACUGUGCUGGGGAUAAAGAGGUGCUGGAUGCCUUCAACAGAUGGCUGGGUGAACAGCUGCUGCAGCUGGUUCCCAGCAGCGGGGUAGAUGUAGUGGAGCUCGAAGACGAGGGUACAUGUGUCCGCUUCAGUCCCCUCCUGACUGCUGCAGUUCUGGGGACCCAGCAGGAGAACAUUGAGGAGCUGGCGGAGAAGCUGGCACAGCUGUUGCCCGUGAUGUGCUCUACAAUGUGCCUCAGACAGGACUUCAGAGAGGAAACCCACCGACACUCCCCCUCACUCACAUACAUCCAGGACCUCAGCUGGCCUGGCCUCGGCGCUGUGCGGUACGAGCCUCAGACUGAAGGAAUGGAUGAGAGCAGGAGGAAGCAGGAGCUGGAGAAAAUCAACACUGAGCUGCUGAAGAAACUCCAAGACCUUGACACUGACAUCGUUUUCUCCACUGGCCCUGAGUUUGGGACAGAGGAGCACUGUGUCUUUGUUGGCAUGGUGACGGAGGACGUCGAUGUUUCAGAAUUGGUGGAUACAGUAGCUGCCCUCGGGAGGGACAUAGAGGAGAGCGGGAGGCUGUUGGAGAACAUGACAGAGGUGGUGAGGAAAGGCAUCCUGGAGGCAGAGCAGCAGCUGCAACUGGCCAAUGAGGAGAAACUCAUGGAAGAGGGGAUGCUGAGGCAGCUUCCUCUGGUUGGCUCUGUGUUGAACUGGUUCUCUCCAUUUCAAAGUUCCAUUAAGGGCCGGACCUUCAACCUGGCUGCAGGUUCCCUGGACUCCACAGAGGUGACGUACUCCACCAAGGCCCAGACAGGCAGGCCGUCCCUGCAAGAGACUCCCACCUCCUCAUCAAAGAAACUACCAGGUCAGAGAUUAUUCCGGCGCUCAGGGGCGGGCUCUGAGUCCUUCAGUGAGACCAGCUCCAUCGGACAAGCUGAGGAGCCAACCGCGGGGGGGGGGAGCACUCCGAGCGGCAGCGUCCACCCACCAGCCUGUCCGCCUGCAGCCGAGGAGGACGCACACACUACGGGUGAUGUCGCAGCAGAGGAAAGCCAGGAGUCUAGUUUGCAGGUGCACACACCGGUGGAGGAGGAAGUGACCUCAGGGGAGAGGCAGCCUGAAGGCCAGGAGGCGGAGCCAAGCGGGACAUAGGAGAACUCUCUCUGCUGGCAUCCAUCCAGCCGUCCUCCAAAUGGUACCAGUCUAACAGAGGCUAAACAGAUAGGUGUGAUUACAUUGUUAAUCUCUUCCAAGGAGGUAGAUCAGGCUGUUUUUCUCUCUCCUAUCAAAGUUGAUGGGAAAAUCCACCCCGGGAUACUGCAUUCAUUCAUACCUUUUAAAGUGAUAAAGUGUCCUACUAUAUUUUUCUCUAUUUUGCUGCAGCAUUCUGAGAAAUGUGUUUUCCCACAAUUGUCAGAAUGCUAUUUAACCACUCCCGAAAAUGCACAUGAGAGGGUUGCUUUUUAGGGCUGCAACUAAUGAUUAUUUUCAUUGUUGAUUAAUCUGUAGAUUAUUUUCUGGAUGAAUUAGUUGGAUUAGUUGUUUGGUCUCUAAAAUGUGGAACAGUGUUUCCCAAAGCCCAAGAGGUUUCAAUUUUAUUAAACCGUCUAAUCGCUUAUCAAGUGUAGUGACGGAGUGAAAUGAGCAGACUACUGACUGGAGAAAUGUCCAACUCUUUGUAGCUGCAUUGGAAAUAUCUUCACAGAUCAUCUCAUCUCUGACUGGCCCUGUAUUCACAGGAAUGAUGAGAGAGAGACAGAGAGAGAGAGAGAGAGAGAGAGAGAGAGAGAGAGAGAGAGAGAGAGAGAGAUUGGAGGACCAGAGUCCCUAUUUUCACUUUAUCACUGGAGUGCCACUGCAUUCAAAUAUUUAGAUUCCUCACUGUAAAUGGUCUACACAGAUGUUAUAUAUCUAACCUAUAGAAUGACUAACUAUAAUUAUUUAAAAUAACAUGAAUCUGUAUAGAAGGAAUAGAGUAUCAUAAUCUAUUUAAUUUAUGGCCACUGAUAAUAGCGGCCACCUGCUGUCAAGCUUCAAACCCUCCCUUCACGUUUGCACUAAAAAGAAAUCACAGACAAAGAAUAAAGAGAGAAAGAGAGAGAUUUGAGGAAAAAAAGUCACAAUGCAAUGAAUAUGAAGUUGUAAUUUCAUGAGGAAAAAGUCACAAUAUUACAAGAAUAAAUCAAUAGAUUAUGAGAUAAUGUUACAUUAUCAGUCGUAUUACCAAAAUGUACUUGUCAUACAAAAAGUGAAUUGCUCGGUAAUAAUUUACUAGAGUUUUAAUUGUAUGUGGUAAAAGUUAUGAAACUACAAGGUAAAAGGGACAGUUCACCCCAAAAUCAAAAAUCCAUAUUUUUCCUUAUAUGUGUAGUGCUAUUUAUCAGUCUAGAUAGUUUUCGUGUGAGUUGCCAGUGUUGGAGAUAUCAAACAUAAUUCUCUCCAAUGUAAUGGAACCAGAUGGCAGUUUCAUGAAGGAAUUAUUUUCUUUCUCCCAGACUACACACAAAACAUACUAGAACAAUCUAGAUUGAUAAAUAGCACUAAGAGGGAAAAGAUGUACUUUUGAUUUUUAGGGUGAAAUUUCACUUUAAAUAUGUGAAACAUUACAAGAUAAAGUUGUUAUUUUACAAGACAAAGUCAUGAAUUUACAAGAAUAAAGUCGUAUUUUUGAGAA